AUAUACGUGGACACAAACUCACUCUUGUGAUCAGAAGCAGAGAAUGAGCCGGGGAGAGAUUAACCAAGACUAACAAAAGAGAGGUGAAAAGGACUUACUUGAAACUGUUCUGUUAAAAUUUGGUUUCAUCCAAGACGCUGGUCAUCACAUUAGUAGACUAGUUUAGAAUGACAAAGUUUGCCACGCGACGUUACAUCUGCAUUCUCCUGGCUUGGGGUCUCAUCAUGGCGGUGAUGCUUCACUUGUCUGUCAAGAAGACACCGCCGGACAUACCUGUGAUCUACGUCAUCACCCCAACUCAUACGAGACCAACGCAAAAGGCCGACCUGACCCAACUGGGCAAGACCUUGCGCCAGGUCCCGAACCUUCACUGGAUCGUCGUAGAGGACGCCGACUUUAAGUUAAAUUUCUUAUUAAAUUUGCGGAUAUCGUACACUCAUCUGAAUGUCCCCAAACCCGAUUAUUGCAAGUCAGGAUGCGUGGCCAGAGGGAGCGAACAGAGAAACCUCGGCUUGGACUGGCUUCGGCGGAACAGGGGACCCCUUGACUCUGGUGUGGUGUACUUCGGAGAUGAUGAUGACAACACAUACGACCUGGAGCUCUCCGAGGAAAUGCGUUACACAAAGCAUGUGUCGGUGUGGCCAGUGGGGCUGAUAGGCUUCGGUACAAGCGGCCAUUGGUGCGUGACGGGAGAGUAGUGAGCUGGAACACGAGAUGGAAGGAGAUUCUGUACAGACAUGGCAGGC
This is a messenger RNA of Alosa alosa (allis shad), 746 nucleotides long. RefSeq names its product galactosylgalactosylxylosylprotein 3-beta-glucuronosyltransferase 2-like. The transcript has 2 exons. The record is from RefSeq and is a predicted model, not a curated record. Gene Ontology annotation, cellular component: Golgi membrane. The coding region runs from base 168 to 698 and encodes 176 amino acids. Gene Ontology annotation, molecular function: galactosylgalactosylxylosylprotein 3-beta-glucuronosyltransferase activity. Lineage: Eukaryota; Metazoa; Chordata; Actinopteri; Clupeiformes; Clupeidae. Gene Ontology annotation, biological process: carbohydrate metabolic process; chondroitin sulfate proteoglycan biosynthetic process.